Messenger RNA from Musa acuminata subsp. malaccensis (wild Malaysian banana), 1567 nucleotides. RefSeq names its product pheophytinase, chloroplastic. Gene Ontology annotation, molecular function: chlorophyllase activity. Gene Ontology annotation, biological process: chlorophyll metabolic process. NCBI's taxonomy places the organism in Eukaryota, Viridiplantae, Streptophyta, Magnoliopsida, Zingiberales, Musaceae. Gene Ontology annotation, cellular component: chloroplast. The record is from RefSeq and is a predicted model, not a curated record.
GAGAGAGAGAGAGAGAGCACGGGCAAUGGCUCUUGUUCUGCUUCGAACACCCUCUUCCUACUCUCCACCGUCUACCACCACUCCUCUCCUGCCCUUCACCACCGCCUGCCGUUCUCCUUCCCGCGUUCCUUCAUCCGCUGGCCACUGGAAGCGUGUCCGCGGCCUCAGGAUUGCGUCAGGCAGCGGAAGAGGCCUCGCCUUGACGCACGCGGACACAAGCGGGGACCUGAAGGAGAUACGCGACUGCUGCACCGUAUGGAAGUGGAAGGAUUUCGACGUCAAUUACCUUGUCAAAGGGAAGGGUCCGCCUCUCCUUCUUGUUCAUGGCUUCGGUGCCUCCGUCGGCCACUGGCGCAGGAAUAUUGGAGUAUUAUCUGAGUGCUACACAGUUUAUGCUCUUGACUUGCUGGGAUUUGGUGCAUCAGACAAGCCGCCAGGUUUUGCUUACACAAUGGAGGGCUGGGCUCAGUUGAUUCUGGAUUUCUUGGAUGAAGUCAUAAAGAAGCCUACGGUGCUUGUUGGAAACUCAGUUGGAAGCCUUGCAUGUGUUAUCGCUGCUUCAGAAUCUAAUGGAGAUCUUGUCCGAGGGCUUGUGCUGCUAAACUGUGCUGGUGGCAUGAACAACAAGGCGGUUGUCGAUGAUUGGAGGAUCAAACUUCUUUUGCCCUUGCUUUGGUUAUUUGACUUUUUACUGAGCCAAAGGGUGAUAGCAUCAGCUCUUUUUGAGCGUGUUAAACAAAGGGAGAAUCUCAAGAAUAUCUUACUUUCAGUUUAUGGAAACAAGGAUGCUGUUGAUGAAGAUUUAAUUGAGAUUAUCAAGGGACCAGCAGAUGAUAAAGGGGCUCUUGAUGCAUUUGUUUCCAUUGUCACUGGCCCUCCAGGGCCAAAUCCCGUGUCCUUGAUGCCAAAGAUUUCUAUUCCUGUUUUGGUUCUAUGGGGUGAUCGAGAUCCAUUUACUCCUAUUGAUGGGCCUGUAGGAAAAUACUUCUCUUCUUUGCCAUCAAAUUUGCCAAACAUAGAACUGCAUGUUUUACCGGGAGUUGGUCACUGUCCGCAUGAUGAUAGACCAGAUUUGGUCCAUGAGAAGCUUCUUCCCUGGCUAUCUAGUCUUCCAUCCAUGAGCGAGAUAUCUACUGGCUAGUUGCACUGUUAUUCGUUCUUUCGUCGCAAUGUUUCAGUAGUUCCUCUGCUGCCAGGAAAAAUUCGCCUGCUUGUGCUUCACAAAAGGAACUAGCAGGUUGAUGCAUCAUGAUCGUAAACAGCUCUCUCUUGGAAAACUAUUCAUAUAUUGUGUGAUUUUGAAAAGAUAAGUUAGCAGAGACAGAAUAUAGUUUAUGUUGCUACAUUUUAGCCAUUAAUUAACUUUUUGCUCUUAUUUCCGGAAUCAAGUGAGAUCACAAGCUAGUGUCGGAGAUGAACUCCGUGAAACAUACAAGAAUAUUUAACACAACACUUCAAAGAGUAUGUACAGAUUAUUCAAUUACCUAUGCAAGGAAAAGAUUUGUUGUAUGAUUUUGUACCCCUUUCUAGUGGAAUUUCUAUAUGUAUGAUGAGUUCAAUUUUGGUA